Messenger RNA from Paraphaeosphaeria sporulosa, 1188 nucleotides. Its product is annotated as alpha/beta-hydrolase. The record is from RefSeq and is a predicted model, not a curated record. Gene Ontology annotation, molecular function: feruloyl esterase activity. NCBI's taxonomy places the organism in Eukaryota, Fungi, Ascomycota, Dothideomycetes, Pleosporales, Didymosphaeriaceae. The transcript has a single exon. The coding region runs from base 134 to 1126 and encodes 330 amino acids.
UUUAAGACAAGAAAGGUUCUGUCGCAUAAAAUUCCGUGGAACCCAUUUAAUCCUGUCAUUGCUUGGUUGAGAAACCUGGAAGUGAAGUCGCAGCAAGUGGCCCCAAAGUCAGCCUAUCGAAGUCUUUGUGAAGAUGAAGUCGUUCAGUCUCCUAGCGACUUUGCUGAUCCCAGCUACCGCCUUGCAAAGAGGUGGCUCAGGAUGUGGGAAAGCACUGCCAGAGAGUCUGAGACCUGGAGGACCCUCCAAGAACCUAACGCUAGAAUCAAAGUCCCAGAUCAACGCCACCCUCUCCAGAAGUUUUCUAAUGUACAUACCGGAACACUUCUCAGCGAGCAACAACGACGCAAAACCAUUGGUUCUGGCUUUCCACGGACAAUCACAGCCCAACUGGUCGAUGGAACGCAUCACCAAUCUGUCCGCCCCGAACUUCAACAAAGACUACAUCGUCGCGUACCCAGCAGGUCUCGAUACACAGUGGCUAGGUGACCCGGCAGCACCUCCCUCGUCUGUUAUCGAUGACCGCAUUUUCGUUUCGGAGCUCCUCGACUACUUGACGUCCACUUUCUGCAUCGACGAGUCUCGCAUCUACAUUACUGGACUGUCCAACGGGGGUGGCCUGACGGGAUUGCUGGCUUGCGACCCAGCUAUCAACCGCCGUGUCGCAGCUUUCGCAGCCGUUGCGGGCGCCUUUUACGCCGAUGCCUCGCUCACUGAACCUUUAUUUGGCGUUGGAUGCAAGCCUGAACUUGAUGGCCGCAAGCUUCCUCUCAUGGAAAUGCAUGGUCUCAACGACAGUGUCAUCGCUUACGAUGGGAACAACAGCCCGGCUCCAGAUUCAAUUCCUCUUCCGAGUUGGGUGAAUUCGUGGGUCGAUCGGGAAGGCUGCGGACAGGUCAAUGCCGACGUACAGGUCUUGGAUGGUGGUAAUUUGACAAGGUCAGCUUGGAGCUGCGACGGGCGUAAUGAUGUCAUCGUGCACUAUAAGAUCAAUGAUUUCGGGCAUGGGUGGCCGAGUACGGCAUGGCAAGGUGAGCCGUUUGAGACGCUGAGACUGAGGCCAACGAGUUGGAACGCGACAGGCUUGAUCCUUGACUGGUUCGAGAAAUGGCGGCUAGCUGUAUGAGAUUCGAGAUCAUUUCAAUAGAUGCACACGGCCGCAUGCUAAAUCCUUGUAUAAAAUCACCA